AUGGUAAAUUUUCUGCUGCUGACUUUGGCAUUUGGCCUGGCUCAUGCUGAGAUUGAAGGAAAGUGGGAUACCAUUGCCAUCGCUGCUGACAAUGUGGACAAGAUAGAAGAAGAAGGACCUUUGAGGCUCUACAUUCGUGAACUUACUUGUAGUGAGGAAUGUAACAAAUUGGAAGUCACAUUUUACGUCAAUGCGAAUGGCCAAUGUUCAGAGACAAAAAUCAUUGGUUAUAGGCAAGAAGAUGGCACAUACAGAACCCAGUUUGAAGGUGAUGGUAGAUUUAAAUCUGUGCAUGCAACACCAGACAACAUAGUCUUUGUUUGUCAGAAUGUGGAUAGAGCUGGCCAGACAACAAACCUGAUUUUUGUUGUUGGAAAAAGUCAAUCUUUGACUCCUGAACAAUAUGAAAAACUUGAGGAAUUUGCCAAGGAACAGAACAUUCCAAGAGAAAACAUCCGAAAUGUUUUGGCUACAGAUACUUGUCCUCAAUAA
This is a messenger RNA of Chionomys nivalis (European snow vole), 492 nucleotides long. Its product is annotated as odorant-binding protein-like. Bases 1 to 492 code for a protein of 163 amino acids. The record is from RefSeq and is a predicted model, not a curated record. Gene Ontology annotation, molecular function: small molecule binding; odorant binding. The transcript has 6 exons. NCBI's taxonomy places the organism in Eukaryota, Metazoa, Chordata, Mammalia, Rodentia, Cricetidae.